CAACAAGCUGCAGCACCUCGCACUUAGAUCAGUGACUAUCUCAGAUGACUCUCUGCACGCCAUGCUGGCUGGCUGCCCCGCUCUGGACAAAUUUGUACUCAGAUACGUCCAUGAUGGGUCUUCACUGGGACGGCAGGUGCCACCUUCUGCCCUGCACUUCUUGUCCAACAUCCGCAUUGCCGAAUUUGGCGGUUGCCAUUUUCCAGAAGCCAUUGUCCACCAGGUCCACUUCCCUAACCUCUAGAGGCUCGUACUUCAAACUGUUACCAUCUCAGAGGGCUCCUUACACGCCAUGCUCUCCGGCUGCCCUGCUUUGAACAGCUUGACGCUGGGUUAUAGCUCUGGCUUCCGCCAAUUCAAAAUCAACGCCCUCAAGCUUAAGUAUGUCAACAUGUAUUUCCAUGGCUCAGAUGCAGAUAGGCUACAGGAACUCAUUGUUGAGAAUGCCCCUUGUCUAGAAACACUUCACCACGAGGGUCCGUACAAAGACAACAUGCACAUCUCAAUAAUUUCAGCACCAAAAUUGAAGAUUCUUGGCCGCCUCACUGAUAACAUUUCCAGGCUUGAGCUUGGCUUUACUGUUUUUAAGGGAUUGCCUGAUGUUAGAAUGGCUACAGUGAUGCGCACUCUGAAGGUUUUAGCUCUCAGGCUUGAUAAACUUAGACUGGAUGUGGUUAUUAACUUCAUGAAAUGCUUUCCCUGCGUGGAGAAAUUGUACAUCAAGACACCUACAGCCGGGGAAAACACACAGCGUCAUUGUUCCCCGGGCCGUAUUGAAUGCUUUGAUCACCACCUUAAGAAAUUACAGAUCAGUUACUAUUCGGGCAAAAGACCACAUGCUGAGUUUGCUAAGUUCUUUCUACUACUGAAUGCGGGUGUGCUAGAGUCCUUGGUGCUUGAUGCUUCUCGUAAUAACAAAUUUGGUUGGUGGAUUGAAAAUCAGCGGAGGCAGCUCUGCCCAGAGAAGAAAGCAUCAGUUGGUGCUCAAAUUGAUUUCACUUUUGGUGAUUGUUCCAGUUAUCUUCGUGAUGGUUAGGAGUUUCAGAUCCAUGUUAGUAUAGACGUUGAAACUUUGCUAUUCUUCUUUUAGGAGCUAAUGUUCUAUCCCAUCCAUGCUGUGUUGCGUGCAUACUGUGCUAGUUCUCUUGUAAUAUAUAUGAAAUCCUGAUGCUAUCAUUUCAACCA
This is a messenger RNA of Panicum virgatum (switchgrass), 1185 nucleotides long. RefSeq lists its product as uncharacterized. The record is from RefSeq and is a predicted model, not a curated record. Lineage: Eukaryota; Viridiplantae; Streptophyta; Magnoliopsida; Poales; Poaceae. The transcript has 4 exons. The coding region runs from base 293 to 1036 and encodes 247 amino acids.